CCAGAAGUUCCGACACCCUAAACCUGACUCAUUCAGGCAAUGUUUUAAAAACCGGUUCAAACCAGCCGGUAGUACCGGUUGAACUGUCCGGUAGAACCGGUUAAACCGUCCGGUACACCUGGUUGAACCACUCGAUACACUAGGUUAAACCGUUCUCGAGCCCGAUCCGGUACGAUAUAAAAACCGGAUUUUAAAACAUUAUUCAGUUGAAGUGAUCAAUGGGUGAGUUAUUUGGAGGAGCUUUGUUAGGAGACGCAGUUUCGAAAGUAUCAACUGCCAUCAUAGCGGCGAUAAAGAAAACUUGGCAUUUUAAAGCCCAACUCAACGAAAUGAAAGAAUGUAUAGAGAGCAUGACCCCUAUCUUCGCGGAUAUGGAGAAACUAAACAAGGAACUUGAUCGACGGAAAGAGGAAACCGACGGGUUCGUUAAUCUACUCCAACAAGCCGAAAACCUUGUUCAGAAAUGCAGCCAUAUCAAACUGAAUUUAUGGGAGAGAUACAGUCACGCUUCGAAGUUGGACGCUUUGAAUAAAUCGUUGCACACGUAUGUGCAGAUUUACCUUCAGCUGCAGAUGGCGAGGGAUGUGAAGGAAGCGUUGGUUGUGGUGAAAGAUCCGAAUAGGGGACUACAGAAAGGGAGUUCAAGUGGUUGGUGGUCGAGUGUUCCAUUGCUAAAGGGCGAUGUUAUAGGAUUUGAUGACCGAGUUACUGAUUUGAAGGACAUGAUGUUUAAGGAUUCUCGCGGUGAUGAUUGCUCAAUUGUAGUUGUUUCGGCUGCAGGUGGCUCUGGGAAGACGACUUUCGUAACGUUGUUCUGCCAUGAUCCUUAUAUAAAAGGAAGAUUUGGUAAAAACAUUUAUUUUGUUACAAUCUCACGUGUCUACGACAAGAAAGUCAUCAUCAAAAAUUUACUUGGUGAGGUGCCUGAUAAUACGAGUGACGACGCUGCAAUCCAGCAAUGGGGGAGCUUUUUAGCUGAAAACGAAUCUGAAGUGCUUUUAGUACUUGACGACGUAUGGCAUGGUAACGUUAUAACGGACUUCAAGUUCAAGUCACCCCGAUACAAAAUUCUCGUCACAUCUCGGAUCACUUUUAAGCAAUUCAAAACAUAUAAAUUGGCGUCUUUGGACACUCAAGACGCCAUCCAUCUGUUUUGUCAGUCGGCGUCUCCAGAACAAAGUAAUAUACCAGAUGAACUUGUUAAGAAGUUGGUCAAGUGUUGCAAGUUUCAUCCACUGGCCCUUACUGUGAUCGGUGGCAUGCUAAAGGGGACACAUCCGGCACGCUGGGAAGUUAUGUGGAAAAAGCUGUCGGGAAAUAAUUCGCUUUUGGACUCGGACCAGUCUAUACUAGAAUGUCUGGAAAAGAGUUUGUAUUUAUUUGAUAAAGAACCUGAAUUAAAGCAAUGUUACCUGGACUUGGGACUGUUUCCUGAAGAUCAGAAGAUAGCCGCUACGGCACUUAUGGACAUAUGGGCUCAUUUGUACAAGCAUGAUGACGAGGGAUCCGCUACCAUGGAUAUUCUCGAUAGGCUUUCUUCUAUAAACCUUGCGACUUUGUCGCCGAAAAGGAAACAUUCACAUACUAUUGGGAACCAUUGUGUGGAAGAAUUUGUUAUGCAACAUGAUGUGAUGAGGGACUUAGCUAUUCAUUUGAACAGCCAAAAGUCAAUAGAACAUAGAGAGACGUUGAUUAUAAACGCGUAUGGGCAAGAUCUUCCCCUAUUGCCACAAACUGUCAACGCCCGUGUAUUGUCAAUUUCCACAGAUGAAAGAUUCGCUUUAGCAUGGAACGACGUUCAAUUCCCUAAAGCGGAAGUAUUUGUAUUUAAUUUCAUGUCAAAGAUGCAUCCCUUGCCGCAGUUUGUGCAGCACAUGAAAAGAUUAAAGGUUUUAAACAUCACAAACUACGGAUAUAACUUCUCAAAGAUCGAGAACUUCCCUGAACCGCAAUAUUUAUCUGGUCUAACUAGAAUACGGCUGGAUCAUGUUUCCAUAUCUUCAAUUAGUAAAACCGUACUAAUGUUGGAGAACUUGCAGAAAUUGUCAUUGAUCAUGUGCAAAAUAGGCGAAAGUUUCAACCAAGGAAUCUCCAACAAGUUGACUAGCCUAUUGGAGAUCGAUAUAGAAUCUUGUGAUGAUUUAGCCACAUUUCCUACAAUGCUAUGCAAUUUAGUUGGUCUUAAAAAACUUAGCAUCAAUAAUUGCCACGAGUUGACUUCACUUUCUGAAAAAUUUGGAAACUUAUCAAGUUUGGAAGUGUUGCGGCUUGCAUCAUGCUCGAAGCUCGUAACAUUACCUGAAUCAAUGAGACACCUCAAGAAAUUAAGAAUGAUUGAUCUUUCCCACUGCUUAAACGUGCGCAACUUGCCACUGCAUACUAGUAGUCUACAAUCAAUCGAUGUGAGGGGUUGCACGGAACUGCAUGAGUUGCCAAAUUUAGUCAAGGAUUUUGAUAAAGUGAAAGUGGUUUGUGAUGAAGAAGUCUCUCACCGAUGGAGUGAUCUCAAGAAUGUGAAAGUAGAAGUGGUAGAAGAAGAUGCACUUGAUACCUUUUACAAGAUCAUGCCAAAAGGGCAUGAUAAGUGAAUGUUGAAUCACAAAAGCAGCUUAUUCAUGUUGGUUUUCUUGUGUAUCUACUAAAACUUAUAGGUACGGGAUGAGGAGAAAACACCCUAAAGUGUGAGAACGGUGAGAACGGAUCCUGGCCCAACACGUGGCAGGGGGCGCUAAAUGAUAUGCAGGGACGAAGGUGCUUCCUCAAGUGAAAGGUUUUGCCCCAAAACUGGUUUACCAUUUAUCAAUCCUGACGUUAGUGAAGAAAUAAAGCCCGGAAUGGACAUGACAUUCACAAGCCUCGAUGAUUAUUAUUCAAUGACAUUCACAAGCCUCGAUGAUUAUUAUUCAAUAUAUUUUACGUAUGCCAAGGCUUGUGGUUUUUCAGUCAGGAAAGGGACUGAAAAGAUAAACGCCAAAGGUGUUAGAUAUAUUAAGUAUUACAUGUGUACGGGAGCUGGGGUAUAUAAGGACAAGAAGGUUGAUACGUUGGACCCCAAUCAAAAGGAACGGUUAGUGCGAUCCAACUUUUUAAAGAGGACUGAUUGUGGUGCAUUAUUAUGUGUAAUUUAUGAGGUUGGAUCAUGGAAGGUCUAUACGUUUGUUGAAGAGCACAACCAUGAUCUUAUUGAACGUCUUGAUAAGCAUUUUCUUCCAACUGAACGACACCUCACUCAGCUCCAGAAGCAUGUUAUACACAGCAUGUCUAAGUUGAAUUUGGGUCCAGUCGAGGUGUUUCAUGUUAUGAAGACUUGUUUUGGCGGUUUUGAAGACGUCGGUGCAAGUAAAGUUGAAUUUAAGAACUACAAGAGGCAAAUUAACCUUUUUUUAGGGGAAUACGACACUCAGAUGGUUGUGAGACAUUUGGAUGAAAAAAAAAACAGUCCCAACCUAAUUUCUCGUAUGAUUACUUCACAGACGAAGACAAUUGUUUGAAGGGACUUUUUUGGUGUGAUGAUCAAGCCAAACGUAACUACCACGUGUUUGGUGAUGUGAUUUCGUUUGACGCCAUGCAUCGUUCCAACAAGUAAUAUUUUAAAAUUCAAUUUUUUUGUUCUUUUGGCAUUUUCAAUGGUUACAUGCAUUGGGGUUUUUCAGAGUUUA
Helianthus annuus (common sunflower) is the source of this 3659-nucleotide messenger RNA. RefSeq names its product probable disease resistance protein At5g66900. Gene Ontology annotation, molecular function: ADP binding; protein binding. The transcript has 8 exons. Gene Ontology annotation, biological process: defense response to fungus; cell surface receptor signaling pathway. NCBI's taxonomy places the organism in Eukaryota, Viridiplantae, Streptophyta, Magnoliopsida, Asterales, Asteraceae. The record is from RefSeq and is a predicted model, not a curated record. Bases 219 to 2588 code for a protein of 789 amino acids.